This is a messenger RNA of Linum trigynum, 255 nucleotides long. The record is from the annotation of a GenBank genome assembly. Lineage: Eukaryota; Viridiplantae; Streptophyta; Magnoliopsida; Malpighiales; Linaceae.
AUGCGGGAGCGAGAGGAAGUCGUACUGCUUCCUGUAGAAGAGGAAGAAGAUGACGAAGAGGCAGAACAAGAAGAGUCGUCAGAGGACGAGACGGACUCUGAAGAAGAAACAACAUGUAUGACAAUGGUGAAACCAGUGUUUGUGCCUAAAUCAGAGAGAUAUAUCAUAGCUGAAAGAGAGCUGCUUGCGGAGGAAGAAAGGGCUUUUGAGGAGAAGGUGAAGAGGAAAAUUGAAGAGAGGAAGGUGGAGACUUAG